Molecule: messenger RNA, 1533 nt
Organism: Neltuma alba
Lineage: Eukaryota; Viridiplantae; Streptophyta; Magnoliopsida; Fabales; Fabaceae
Exons: 3
Coding region: 1-1533 (510 amino acids)
Molecular function (GO): protein binding
Source: RefSeq, a predicted model, not a curated record
AUGGAGCUAGAAGAUCUGCCUGAUCAUGUCAUCCACCAAAUCAUGCAUUUCCUUCCUUAUGAGGAAGCAACCAAGUUUAGUGUCUUAUCCAGAUCCUUCAAUUCUUAUUGGCUUUCAUUCCCAACUCUAAACUUCAGUUACAAAUCCACUUUAUCGGAGGAUGUUUCAUAUCAGACCUUCUUCAACAUUGUUCAGAAAACCCUCCAAAGUCGUGGCCCUUAUAUAAAAGGUUCUUUGCACAACCUAAGCUUAUCUUACAAUGACAAAUCCAGUAUUUUUCCCUCUUCUUUGAGAAAAAGGGGAAGAUCCGAUUCCAAUUCUUAUCGGCAAGUGUUCGAUGUGUUACUAAAUUUUGCAGUGGAAAACAAUGUAAAAGAGAUAAACUUUGACAUCAUAUUCCAUGGUUUUUCUCAACUAGGAGACAUUAUGAAUAACAUCAAUGUGACUCAUGACUCACUUCUUCCACUAUUUUCCUCACAAUUCUUGACUGUACUCAAGCUCACUGGUAUAAAGAUUCUACCUUUUGAUGCUUUUAUGAAGUGCCCAAAAUUAACAGAACUACUAUUCAAGUCCUGUGAUGGUUUUCAAACUAUAAACGUUUCAUCCUCAUCAUCACUGAAGCAAUUUGAAGUAAAAUGGUGCAAAGGGUUGCAAGCAAUUCAGAUAUUAGACGGAAAAAGUUUGCAAAGUUUCAAGUUUGAGGGUUAUGAUGAUCAAGACCAACAAUGUACAUUGGAUAUCUCAGAUUGUCUUGCUGUUAGGGUUUUGAAACUGACCACAGCAACGACCAUAACAGACGAGUGGUUAAAGAAGACGAUCCAGGGCUUAUCUUAUUUGGAAGAGCUGGAAAUAUGCAAUUGCAAUCUGUUGGAAAAGAUUGAAUUUGAAAAGUACAGCCUUAAAAGGUUUUCAUUGUUUGACUGUUUGGAAUUGAAGGAGGUGGUUGUUGAUGUUCCCAACUUGCUUGAAUUCGACUUCAAUGGAAGUAUAGAGUACCCAAUAUGCAUUUUGUCAGCCAAAUGCAAUGGCAACAUCUUAUUGCCAUAUGGAAUAUCAAAUCUUGUCUUAGUGAAGGAAUUCCUUAGUUGCUUUGAUCAUUUCAAAGACCUCUCUCUAUCUUGCUUCAGAUUUGAGUAUAUGAUCGUUCCAAGACACGAUAUGCAGCUAGAUACUUUAUCUGCAUUGUAUGAUUUGAGGCAUAUAAAACUAGAAGCAAUAGAAGAGUCAUUACCAAGUGGUCGAACUUUGACCAAAUUGUUGGAAGGUUUGCUUUGGUUGAUGCCGAGACUCCAGACUAUAACAUUAUACUCCCAUGUCACAAAAACAACGAGCACCUUGAAGUUUAAAUAUGGCAAGAAAGUGGAAUCGAAGAAUUUGAAGGUUGGAGAUUGCUGCUAUGAUGUUCUUAUAAAAUGCUGGAGACAUUACGAACUGAAGAUUGAAUUUGAAGGCUUCGAUGAAUACGUGAGAAAGUAUUUGGAGAACUUCUUCGCUAGCUCUUUGCGUAAUUAUGGGAUAUACAGAGACAGCUAG